Suillus paluster is the source of this 336-nucleotide messenger RNA. RefSeq lists its product as uncharacterized. The transcript is spliced from 2 exons. The coding region runs from base 1 to 336 and encodes 111 amino acids. Lineage: Eukaryota; Fungi; Basidiomycota; Agaricomycetes; Boletales; Suillaceae. The record is from RefSeq and is a predicted model, not a curated record.
AUGACCCACUUACGGCUGCCUGUCCUUCAAGCUCUCGUCCGAGAGACAGGGGCCAAACCCACCCACAAUGUCCCAAUGAACAAUGAGGAUCAGAUGCAAGUGGAUAGCGAACCAUUUGUUGCAGAGGAAUUGGGGAAGGAGUAUGCGGCCGACAUAGAAGAAAAAAAUGACCAGAAAGGCAUAUUUACUGAAGCCCUGACAGAUGAGGAGAUUAAUACAAUUCAAGCAGAACUAAGUGGCAUCAAGCGACCUUCAUGGCACCGGGGGCCGCCAAAAAAACAUUGGAGAUGCAGAGCAUGGCAAGCUCAAGACAGAGCAAUGGUGGUCGGCAAUUGA